AUGCCCGAAACUGAAGUAAGAGAUGUUGAAAAAAUUUUACGGAAAAGUCCAGCGAGACAAUGCAUUCACCAUUCGAGGAAAAUAGUGAAUGCAAUUCAACUUAUCGAACGUACCGUCAACAGUAUACUUGUUGGGUGUCUUUUAAAGGAAAACAUUCCGAGGAAUGAAAUUCGACUACAAAGUAAAGCCAAAGUCAUCAUUGUUGGCUCUCACCUACUUAAUGCAGCCCUGCUAGACAGUGAUGUUGAUCUAUUAAUUGUGAUACCCGCUUGUGUUCAUACUUUUCAUGUCAUCUCGGAUCUUCCGCCUGCUUUGUCGAAAGUACCUGAUUUUGAUGAUGUACAAUUACAUCGUAUGCAUAUUAACCUGAUACAAUUAAAUUAUGGCGAUAUUAAAAUCGAUAUCACAGUUGCUAGAUAUCCUGAUGAUCUGAUUCCGGAUAACAUCUAUGAAGCUCUCUCUGAUGAUUCAAUUUUACAGAGAAUUGAUGGCCAGAGUCGAGAGAUAUUAAUCUCGUUAAAUACGUCUUAUGCAAUAUACAAAGCAACUAACUCGAAACUAUAUUCUGAUACUUUACGUGCAAUAAAGUACUGGGCUAAACGUAGGAAGAUAUAUUUCAAUAUAUUUGGAUUCGUAAGUGGUGUUGGAUUAGCCAUUUUAUUGUCCAAAAUCUACAUAAGUUCCAAUAGUUCCACCAUUGAAGAAUUGAUGUCAGAAUUCUUCAAUUAUUAUGCUUCAUACGAUUGGUCACGUCCUGUUGUUAUGUUUGACUCAAAUUUAGAGAUUGACGAUUCAAAUUUUGAUGAUAAUCCAAAGAUGACAAAGCUAUUCAUUCUGGCGCCGAUCAAAGAAUAUAGAAAUGUUUGCAAAAGUGUAACAAAUUCACAUGCUUAUAUCUUCCAACUAGAACUCAAACGUGCCAAAAUGAUUUGUGAUAAAGUUAAUUCAAACAGAUUACUCUGGGAGUCUUUAUUCGCACCUUACGAGUUUUUCAAUUCUUAUAAACAUUUUGUAUUGCUGGUUGGCUGUUUUCCCUCAUACUAUUUCGGCCGAGUUAAAGGAGAAAUCAAGAUUUUAGCGGAGAGGCUCGAAGAUGUCGUUGGCUUGGGAUAUACUCAUUUAAGUGCAUUUGAUUAUGAUAUACUCGAAACCAGUAAAAAUUUUGUUGACAAGCCCGAUGAUUCAUUUACUAGAGUUCUUUGGUCUAUUGGAUUAUCCCUGAAUGAUGAAGAAUCAAAUAUUGAAGAUAUAACUGGAGUUAUAUCAUCAAAAUUGAAAGAUUUUGUUGCUGAUAUUCGGUUCCAAUUCCGAUUUCCUAUAACUUCAUCCCCUACAGUUUACAAGAAUACCAUGACUGCAUUUCUAAUCGCCAGAAGAAGUGUUCCAAAACAUGUAUCCUUUGAAAAUAUCGAUUACAAAUUUUCAAAAUACAUAAGCAAUGAAAGUCGUCUUCAAAAUUUGUAA
Tetranychus urticae (two-spotted spider mite) is the source of this 1464-nucleotide messenger RNA. Its product is annotated as poly(A) polymerase alpha-like. Gene Ontology annotation, cellular component: nucleus. Gene Ontology annotation, molecular function: poly(A) RNA polymerase activity. The record is from RefSeq and is a predicted model, not a curated record. NCBI's taxonomy places the organism in Eukaryota, Metazoa, Arthropoda, Arachnida, Trombidiformes, Tetranychidae.